AUGCAGACUGGAAUAACCUGUGCCAACGCAGUCUUCAAAAUGGCCCUCCCAAAAUUCCUUGUCCUCUGCAUAGAUGACCGCGACAUCCAAACCCUGCACUCAACCCUCUCCAAAUCCUGGCCCGCCCACUCCCACACCCUACAACUUACCACCAUCCACGAAAACCUGCGCAACCUACCCAACUCCACCAAAUUCGACCUAAUAGUCUCGCCCGCAAAUUCCUACGGCAUUUUAGAUGGCGGCUUCGACGACGCCAUAUCCCGCACUUUUUGUCUUCCGCAACACGACUAUAGGGCGCUGACGAAUGUCGCGCAGCAAAAGUUGUAUGAGCAGUGGCAUGGCUUUGCGCCGCCGGGGACGUGUACGUUGGUGAGUAUGCCGAGGGAGUUGAGGGAGACGAAUAGGUGGGGGUGUAAGUUGCUUGCGCUGUGUCCGACGAUGAGGACGCCUAGUGAUGCGCGUUGGGAUAGGGAGGUUGUGUAUGAGUGUAUGUGGAGUCUGAUGUGUGAGGUUGGUCGGUGGAAUAAGAGCGUUAGCUCGAGUUCGACCACGACUGCUAAGGAGAAAAUUGAGACGAUAUUGAUUACGCCGCUGGCUACGGGGACGGGAGGUGUGAGUAGAGAGAAGUGGGCACUACAGUUUGUGCUUGCCUUGAAGCAUUUUGUGGAUGCGCAGGAGAAGCCUGAGAGAUGGGGUAGAUUGAAAUGGGAGGACCUCAAAGAAGCUAAAGAGGUAGAGAGGUCGUGGCAGAUGUGA
Molecule: messenger RNA, 756 nt
Organism: Talaromyces amestolkiae
Lineage: Eukaryota; Fungi; Ascomycota; Eurotiomycetes; Eurotiales; Trichocomaceae
Exons: 1
Coding region: 1-756 (251 amino acids)
Source: RefSeq, a predicted model, not a curated record